Messenger RNA from Cutaneotrichosporon cavernicola, 1470 nucleotides. RefSeq lists its product as uncharacterized. The coding region runs from base 1 to 1470 and encodes 489 amino acids. The transcript is spliced from 2 exons. Gene Ontology annotation, molecular function: transmembrane transporter activity. The record is from RefSeq and is a predicted model, not a curated record. Gene Ontology annotation, cellular component: membrane. NCBI's taxonomy places the organism in Eukaryota, Fungi, Basidiomycota, Tremellomycetes, Trichosporonales, Trichosporonaceae. Gene Ontology annotation, biological process: transmembrane transport.
AUGUCAGACGACAAAGCCUCGAUCCAGGCCUCCCUCAAGGACGACUAUGGCCACAACCUCGCAGUCGAGGUCCCCGCCUCGAUCGCAGCUCUGACUGAGCCCGAUCGGAUCGCGCUGGACAAAGCAGCGACCCGCAAGGUCGACAUACUCCUCAUGCCAGCCCUAGUCGUCCUCUACAUCCUCAACUACCUCGACCGGCAGAACAUCUCGACAGCAAAGAUCGGGGGCAUGACGACCGACCUGGGCAUGACGGCUCAGCAGCUCAGUACCUGUGUCGCAGUGCUGUUUGCCGGCUACGUCUCCCUCCAAAUUCCGUCCAACAUCAUCGCGUCAAAAGUCACUUGGCCCAGCACAUACAUCUGCUUGAUGUGUGGUCUCUGGGGCGCAGUGAGCGCCUGUACCGGCGCAGUGAACAGCUAUGCUGGCAUGGCCAUCUGCCGUACCAUCCUGGGCUUUACCGAGGCCGCCUUCUUCCCCGGUGCGCUGUAUUUGCUUUCAAUGUUCUAUACCAAGGAACAGCUCGCCCUGCGUACGGCCAUUCUCUAUUCUGGCUCUCAACUCGGUAACGCAUUCGGUGGUCUGUUCGCCCUCGCCUGUCUCCAGUUGGAUGGGGCCCAUGGACUCGAGGGAUGGAGGUGGCUCUUCAUCGUUGAGGGUGUCAUGACUGUUGGUUUUGCCAUCAUCUUCGCCACGUACAUGCCCAAUCGGCCGGAGAGUAUGCGCUGGUUAUCGCCUAUUGAGAGGGAGCAACUCCUUUAUCGUUUAGCUGCGGAUCGGGGGACCAAGGAUGGGGCUGAGGAGAUGGGACAGCGCCAGGCGAUCCGCCUAGCAUUCACUGAUAUCAAGGUAUGGCUCGUGGGAAUCACCUUGACGAUCGCAUACGUUGCUGCUGCUGUCACAAACUUUUUCCCCAUCGUGGUCAACGGGCUCGGAUUUAACCGCACCACGACCUUGGCGAUCACGGCGCCGCCCUAUAUCCUGUGUAUUCUCGUGAUCAACUUGAAUGGUUUCCAUUCCGACAAGAAACGCGAGCGCACAUGGCACAUUAUCGGUCCGUUCUUUGUCACCAUCCUCGCCAACGUCAUUGCCGUCGCCACGACCAAUAUCGGCGCGCGGUACUUUGCCAUGAUGCUCAUGCCUGCGUCGUUCUACUCGGCCUCGAUUGUGCUGCUUUCUUGGAUCUCCACAACUGUUGUCGGACCACACACUAAGCGCGCCGUCGCUAUUGCCAUCAUCAACGCCGUCUCGAAUACCUCCAAUAUCUGGACAUCCUACCUCUACACCGGCGCGCCUCGGUACACCCUCGCUUUCGCAGUCAACCUCGCUGCUUCGGUCGUGGUCGUCCUCCUCGUGCUAGUCACGCGGUGGUACCUCGCUCGCCUUAAUGCCAAGCUCGAGCGCGGUGAGGAUCUCGGUAAGCAGGGCCCCAGUGCCGUGCAGAUCGAGGCGGGGUUCCGGUUUGUUCUCUAA